Hansenula anomala is the source of this 1014-nucleotide messenger RNA. RefSeq names its product FluC/FEX family fluoride channel. The record is from RefSeq and is a predicted model, not a curated record. Gene Ontology annotation, molecular function: fluoride transmembrane transporter activity. Gene Ontology annotation, cellular component: membrane. Bases 1 to 1014 code for a protein of 337 amino acids. The transcript has 3 exons. NCBI's taxonomy places the organism in Eukaryota, Fungi, Ascomycota, Saccharomycetes, Phaffomycetales, Wickerhamomycetaceae. Gene Ontology annotation, biological process: fluoride transmembrane transport.
AUGGACUUUGAUCAACUGUUUGGUAUUAUGCUUGAGUCAUUACCAAACAGCUAUACCAAAAACUCCAACAUAGUCUUCAAAGAAAUCAAACUGCUCUCAAUCUUGGCUUUUUUCGCAAUAUUAGGUGUCCUAGCCAGAAAAGGUUUAACUGUAUUAACUACCUAUAGUGGUGCGUUUGUUGGUGGUGUUAUUUGGGCAAAUUUCACAGCAUGUGUAGUGAUGGGUAUGUUGAUCCAAUCACAACGUGCUUGGAAGGAUUAUGCGCCAAAAGCAACUGUUGCAUUAUAUACUGGGUUGGCUACUGGAUUCUGUGGUACACUAUCUUCAUUUUCUUCAUUGAUAUUAGAAGCAUUUGUCAAGUCUGCUGAUAUUUCUAUUGGUAAAUAUUAUCAUUAUCCUAAUGGUGCUUAUGGGAUUAUGGAAUGUGCCUCUGUCUUUAUUACUCAAAUGUGUGUAUCCAUUGCUGGAUUACAUUUUGGGAAACAUUUAAUUAAAUUAUAUGAUCCUAAAAUUCCACAUAUGAAACUUAUUGAAAAUUUAGCGGCUUUAUGUGGUAUUCUGGCAUGGAUUGCAGUUAUAUGUUUGAUAGCUAUAAGGAAUUGGAGAUCAUGGACAUUUUCAUGUAUAGUUGCACCAAUUGGUUGUUGGACCAGAUUCUAUGUUUCCAAAUUACUGAACCCAAAGUUCAAAAGGUUCCCCCUUGGUACGUUUACCUGUAAUGUUUUUGCAACUUUGGUGCUUGCAAUGUUAAAUCUAUUGAGUAGAGGGAAACUACCCAAUGGUGGAAGAAUAAUAAAUUCCGUAUUAGCGUGUCAUAUGAUUCAAGGAUUGGAUGAUGGGUUCUGUGGUGCAUUAUCUACGGUUAGUACUUUUGUUGUUGAGCUCUAUACAAUAAAAUCUCCUAAUAGUUACAAAUAUGGGUUUGUUAGUCUUGCUGUUUCGUAUAUUGGUAUGUUAUUGAUUUUGGGAUCUUAUAAUUGGACACAAGGUCUUACUGAUCCUUUAUGUUCUUAA